UACGUGUAGAAGCUCUCCUGGAGGAAGCAGCCAGCUUCAAACUAAUUAACACUAAUUAGCAGAAGUCACGUGGCCCCCUGCCCCGCGUCAAAGAAAGGACGUUAUGUUUCCAGACCAAAACUGUAUGAGCCAAAAUAUCUAAAUUCUAAGAAAAUGAAUCAUCAUUGCGCAAAACUUGGUUUGAUUACUUUAGUUGUUGUCGCCAUGGUUCAGCCCUGUUGGUGUUUGUCAGCCGGCCAGAAGAAGAAGAGAGCUGAGCAGCUCGCCCUGCCCACAGUCAGCUGCUCUGCUCGGAGAAUUAAAGCUGUUUUUGGGCCGCUGGUCAAAAGUAAUAUACAUGUUAAAGACAUGGCUGGGGCCACCAUCCCAGUGCUUAAAUCUAAGGAGUCCUGUGGAGUGAGACUGGUCCGAGAGAAAAACCAGAGUCUGUCCCUCUUUAGCAAAUAUGACAGUUGCUAUGGACAGAUUGAGGGCAGCAAAGUGGUCAUCCCUCUGCAGAUCCAGCUGGCAGGAGAGGAUCGAUGGUUCAGCGUAAAUAUCAGCUGUCCUCUGAUAAAGAGACACAGUGAGAGGACUCGACUCGUCCCGACACCAUUACCUGGAAACUGUGACACAGAAAAAGCUCUGCGAGUGGACUGUGGCCACCAAAGUAUUUCUAGUGAUGCAUGCAACGAACUGGGAUGCUGCUACGAUGAUCACGAUUUAUCCUGCUACUACAGACUCAAUGCCUGCUCUGUGGACGGACACUUUGUGUUCUCAGUGAAGACCACAGACACAGACCGGCCCAUCGAUCCCAGCAGCCUCAUAGUUAAGGAUCAGCCGCAUUGUUCCCCUGUGGUCACCACCUCAGACACGGCUGUCUUCAAGAUUGGAGUCAUGGACUGUGGUGCAAAGAUGAAGGUGGAUGGAGACGUUAAGAUCUACGAGGUGGAAGUGGAGGAGCUUUAUACUAAAAGUAAAACCAAACAUUCUUCAUUUAGUCUCAAGGUCCAGUGUGAAUACGAGGCAUCAGAUUUAAUGCGUGCAGCAAACUUGCGGUCCCUGUACGCAGUGACCGACCCACCACCUGUAAUGGCACUGGGGACCAUCAGAGUGCAGAUGAGAAUAGCUAAAGAUGCUUCCUUCUCAUCGUUCUUUCCUGAGGACCAGCUUCCACUGAGCCUGCCGCUGCGUAAAGCUGCGUAUGUAGAGAUCUCCAUGGCCCAGCCGUCCCCGGACCCCACACUGUCCCUGCGUGUACGCGACUGCUUCGCCUACCCUGCGUCUAGACACUCUGUGUGGACUCUUCUGUAUGACGGAUGUCCCAACCCGAUGGACAACAUGAGGAGCUCUGUCCCUGUGAACAGCGAGGGGAAGACCACCUCCCACUCCCAAGUCAGGAGGUUUGAUGUCAAGACCUUUGCCUUCUUUGACCCUCAUACAGGCCAGCCAAGUGUGGAAGAAAUGUACUUCUACUGUUGGGUGGAGAUCUGUACGGAUGAUGCUGACUGUGCACAGCGCUGCGCCAUCAUAUCAUCUGAGGGUGAGAGACAGAGAAGACAGGCAAUGUCAGAGUCUGACCAGGUCCAGCUGGUCUCUUUAGGUCCGCUGCUGCUGGGACAGAACAGCACUGAGCUAGAGGACAGUCCAUGUGUGGAACAGAAGACAAUGUUUCAGGUGACCGUGUAUGUUCUGUCUGGUGUUGGAGCUGCCCUGCUGUUUGUCCUCGUGUUUGCUGUGUGGAAGAGCACCAGAAACCAGCAGAAACCAGAAGUGAAGCUAAAUUGCGAGGCUGACAGUGAAUAAUCUCAUUAAAACAUUUCAUCCUCUGUGAUAUG
Molecule: messenger RNA, 1817 nt
Organism: Centropristis striata (black sea bass)
Lineage: Eukaryota; Metazoa; Chordata; Actinopteri; Perciformes; Serranidae
Product: zona pellucida sperm-binding protein 4-like
Exons: 12
Coding region: 154-1785 (543 amino acids)
Biological process (GO): binding of sperm to zona pellucida; prevention of polyspermy
Cellular component (GO): egg coat
Molecular function (GO): structural constituent of egg coat; acrosin binding
Source: RefSeq, a predicted model, not a curated record